CAUUGCAACCGAGAGCUCUCAUCGCAUCCAUUUGAUGACACAAAACAAUCUCAUAAUUUCACACAACCGAACCCAAUACUCUACCCAACAAACAAGCAAACAGGAUACACUGAACGUCCCUUCCAAAGAAGAUAACUGAAGCAAUGACGGACUCCAACUCUGGGAAUCCGCCCAACAUGCCUGACUCCAAGUUGGUGUCAGACACCAUUGUUACUACCGACGGAAAAGUCGCCGAUACUUCGCCGCCGAUUGAAGAUAUGGAAGCACCUCCGCAGCCUCCCGUGGUCGAACCAACCAUCAAAGAGCUACCCAGCAAUACCUCCUCUGCCUCCUCUACUUCUGCCGCCGAGCCUCCCGCGGAUGCCCCUUACCGAUACAAGAUCGGUCGAAUGCCCGAAGAAGAAGCGUGGUUUCUCUCGCGUACAUUCUUUCUCUGGGCCCGUCCCCUCUUUCAACGAGCGUCCUAUCUGGCCAAGCGAGGCCAGGCUCUGGAACAGGACGAUCUCUUACCCCUACCCACCCAAGAUCACGGAGGCGUCUUGGGUAACACUUUUGAAACGGCCUGGAAAAAGGCUGUUCAAGAAGCACCCACUCAGGUUACCUCUCAAAAGCUCUCCGAGCUCAAGGGACAGCAGAGCCGAUCCACUGCCAAAGUCCGCAAGGCUGUCGGUGCUGUCAUUGGACGGGCCUUUUGGUUGGCUGGAUUCAUCAAGGUCGUCAAUACCGGCUUGCAAUUCACUUUCCCGCUCCUCUUGAAUGCCAUCCUGUCCUUUAUCGAAGAUACGCAGGCAGGACGCAUCCCGGACGAUGCUCCCUGGCACGAACAGUACCGUGGAUACCUCUUGUCGGUUCUUCUCUUUGUUUUCAUGGCUUCCAAGGCCGUGACGGAAAACGUUUACUUUCACAAGGUGUACCGCUCGGGAUACCAGUCUCGUGUGGCUGUCAGUGUGGCUGUGUACAAUAAGAGUCUCCGGUUGGCCAAUGCCGAACGGCAGGACACGACACUGGGUGAACUCAUCAACCUGAUGCAAGUGGAUGCUACCAAGAUUGAAAUGUUUGUGCCACAGAUUCACGUCUUGUGGGACGGAUUGUUGCAGAUCACCGGAUACAUGACAAUUCUCUAUACGCUCAUUGGAUGGCCUUGCUUUGUGGGAUUGGCACUCAUGUUGGUCUCGGGUCCUAUGCAAGGAAUCAUCAUGGGCAAAAUGUUUGGAGAGAAUCACAAAAUGGUCAAGUUCACCGACAAACGCGUCAAAACUACCAACGAAGCCCUUCAGGGCAUUCAAUGCGUCAAAAUGUACACUUGGGAAGAAUCGUUCUAUCAAGAGAUCAGCAAAUGCCGCGACGGAGAGCUGGGACACUUGAAAGCCAUUGCCUACUUGCGAGCCUUUAGUCGAUCCUACAUGAGUGCCUUGCCCGGACUAGUGGCCGUGGUUUCCUUCUUGGCAUAUGCCUUGGCUGUCCCUGAUGCCAACGUUUCCGCCUCGACACUCUUUGCGGCAUUGGCCGCCUUUGAUCAGUUGCGAUUCCCACUCCUCUUUUACCCCAUGGCAUUGGCGCAACUCUCGCAGGCUCAAGUCUCGGCCGCACGUGUGGAGAACUUUUUGGGAAUGAAAGAAGUUGGCAAGGGCGAAGUUCGCGAGGGCGCUUUGUACACACGUGUGAAUGAUGCUACUACCGAGGGUGCUGGUGAGAUUGCCGUCGAUAACGCAACCAUCUACUGGGCCGAUCCCAAUGUUCCAAUUGUCAAAAAUCAAUCCAGUCAUGAUGAUGAUUCAUCCGUCUCGAGCAAGUCAGUAGCGAGCAGCAGAAAGUCGGGUCAAUCCAAAUCCACAGUGAAGGAAGACCUGAUGAGCGGAGAACUCUCGGCAGCUGGCUCCGAAGCUGAGUUGGUGUAUCCCAAGCCCGUCCUGGAGAACGUAUCGUUUGAAGUGAAGCCUGGGGAACUCUGUGCUGUCGUUGGGCGUGUGGCCAGUGGCAAGAGUACCUUGUGCUCCUCUGUUCUCAACGAGACUAUCCUGGGAAGUGGCAACGUCACCCUCAAAGGAAAGGUCGCAUAUGCGGCUCAAUCUCCCUGGAUCCUUAACGCGACUCUCCGCGACAACAUUCUUUUCGGGUUACCUAUGGACGAAGCCAAGUACCGUCGUGUUCUUGAAGCUUGUCAGUUGUCUUACGAUCUCGAAUUGUUGGAACAAGGCGACAUGACUGAGAUUGGAGAGCGUGGAAUCAACCUUUCGGGUGGACAGAAGCAACGUGUAAGUGUGGCUCGUGCUGCCUACGCUGACGCCGAAACCAUCAUUUUGGAUGAUCCUUUGAGUGCCCUGGAUCCAGAGGUUGGCAAGAAGUUGUUUGACGAAUGCGUUGUCAAAUUGAUGCACGGAAAGACUCGCCUUUUGGUAACCAAUCAACUUCAGUUCAUCCAGUUCUGUGACAGCAUUGUGGCCUUGGGUCAAGGACGCGUCCUGGAACAGGGAUCAUAUGAGCACCUGAGCCUUGCCGGAGGCGAAGUCCAACGUAUCCUAAACGAGCUUGCUGCUGGGAAAGAAUCGGUGCAGGAGUCCACCAACGGAAAAGACAAGAAGAAAAAGAAGUCAAAAGAUAAGAAAAAGGCCAAGGCAAGUGAAACGUCUUCAACCACCCCGCAAGACAUGCAGAAGGAAAACACUGGCUUGGUGACAAAGGAGGAACGAAAUGUUGGGGCUGUCGCUGCGUCUGUCUACGGAAACUACAUGAAGUCGGGUGGCGGAUAUUUGAAGUUCUUCGUCGUGUACUUUGCAUUCAUCCUUUCGGCCGCCAAUGGUUUGGCAAGCGUAUCGUGGGUGUCUUUCUGGACAAGUGAUGCCAACUACGAGAAAAACUCACAGGGAUUCUACUUGGGAAUGUACGGUCUGAUUGCAGUCACUCUGGGUGUUGUCACUUACGUCAGAACUUACCUGCUCGUCAGGUUUGGUGUUGAUGCAUCCGAGAAGAUCCACGGUGACCUAUUGAAGUCCAUCCUGAAUGCUCCCCAAAGCUUCUUUGACACAACUCCCAUUGGUCGCAUUCUGUCUCGCUUUUCGAAGGAUUUGUACUCCAUCGACGUUGAGCUGGCUGAGUACUUGGACUUCUUUAUGUUCAUGAGUCUGCAAGUUGUCGUGUCUCUGGGAACAAUCAUGUUCGUCACGCCUUGGUUUGGGCUCGCCAUCCUUCCGCUUGCCGUCAUAUACAUCAACUUUUUGAACUAUUUCAGGAACGUUGCUCGAGAGACCAAGCGCUUGGAGAGUGUGUCGCGAUCCCCCGUCUACGCUCAAUUCAGCGAAACCCUCGGGGGGCUGGUUACCAUUCGAGCCUUCGGCCAGGGCACUAGAUUCAUGGAUGGCUUCGAGGAAAGAGUUGACUACAACAUUCGCGCCUGGUAUUGCAACAGGAUGGCUGAUCGAUGGUUGUCGGUUCGGCUGGAGAUUGUAGGAGCAAUCUGUGCAGGCCUCGCCGCCAUCUUUGCUUCCAAUGUGGCAAUCUCAGGUGCCGGAUCUGGGGCUCCCAGCGAUUCCAACUUUGCAUCGUUGGCGGGCCUGUCGCUCACUUUUGCCAUCUCGGUAACAAGUCUUCUGAAUUGGUGCGUUCGAUCAUUCGCACAACUGGAAGCCGCCAUGAACGCCUGCGAGCGUGUCCUUCAUUACACUGAAGCGAUCCCACAAGAAGCAGCACGUACAUCAGAAGAGUUGGAGCGACAGGCUGCUGAUAGCCAAGAUCCUCGGGAUCCAUCCAGUCCUUCCACUUUUGCUGUAACGGCCAACGGUGGAAAGGCCGAAUCCUUCUCUAAACAAUGGCCAGACAAGGGGGCCAUCACUUUGCAGAAUCUCAAGAUGCGAUACAGAAAGGACACGCCACUUGUGCUCAAGGGCUUGUCAGUUUCCAUUAACGGGGGAGAACGCAUUGGUGUUGUGGGCAGGACCGGCUCGGGCAAGUCCAGUCUGUUGUUGACUCUACUUCGGUUGGUAGAGCCAUCACUGGACGACAACGGUGGCCAAUACAACGAAUCACCCAUUUCGAUUGAUGGUGUUGACACCUUACGUGUCGGUUUGAAGGAGUUGCGCUCUAGAUUGGGGAUCAUUCCUCAGAAUCCCGUCCUCUUCUCCGGUACCAUUCGUUCCAACAUUGAUCCAUUUGAUGAAUACACCGAUGAUCAAAUUUGGGCUGCCUUGGAAAAGUGUGGCAUGAAGACGGCCGUGGUGGAAAUGCCUGGUAUGCUAGAUGCGACUGUGUCGGAAUACGGAGAGAACUUGAGCGCCGGGUCUCGCCAAAUGUUGGUGUUGGGCCGCGCUCUCUUGAAACAGUGCCGCAUCUUGCUCCUCGAUGAAGCGACCAGCUCGGUGGACUACGAGACGGAUCGUGAGAUUCAACGCACCAUCCGAGAAGCCUUCCCCGGCUGCACGGUUUUGACAAUUGCUCACAGAAUCAACACCAUUAUGGAUUCGGACAAGAUCCUUGUGAUGAAGGAUGGUUUGGCCGCCGAGUUUGCUCCACCACAAGAGCUUCUGGGGGAUGCGAAUUCCAUCUUUGCGGACAUUGUCCGUCACAGCAACCAAGACAACGAAGGAGGAGAGGCUAAAGAAGACUAAAUAAUCAAGUCUGCGUAUUCAUGACCACACUGGUACGAAUGAAUAACCAAUAAUGGACGUAUGCACAUUCUGUGGCAAACUGCAUGUGGCUUUGCAAAUUGUGUCUUUAGUAGAUGGUGUGUGUUUUCUAGCUAGUGCACUAGGCUAUGACAUGACUCCUUCAUCGACCUCUGCUUUCCAAAACCUCAAGGAUUGCUCUUCAUCGGCCAAAAAGGGUGAAUUUUCGACGUAUAUUUCGUCGUUGCCCAGCCGCCACAGUUUCAAGUCCUUCUUGUGGGUAGUGUCCAUCAAGACCAUGGCACUUCCAAUGGGUUCCACCCCCAUCAAUGUGGCCAUGGGAUCUUGGACAAACUUUUCUCGUAACUGCGCCAGUUUGGGAUUGUCGUGUUCUUCUACGAGUGUAAAAACUUGUGUGGUGCGUCCAAUCAAUUUGAGAACGAGUUCCAAAUGAGCAUUGGGCGGAAUUUCUUUGGUCAAGAGACUGCGCAAAUCUGUACCAACAUGGCUUCGGGGGUCGGAUCGACGGUGGGAUAAAUGGUUUCUCGGACAAACUUCCAUUUCUUUUGUUUUUCCUUGGCCAGAAUCUUGCGUUCCACCAAUCCGGCAAAGGUCUCCUUUUCCAGUUUGGUGGCCAAUUCAGUGCCUGUAGCAAGUUGUUCGAGAAAACGUUGUAUGGAUUUGGUAUAGCGCUUCUUUUUGUUGACGCGACGAUUUUCUUGUCGCACGUAGAGUUCUUGCAACAACGCCGUGGUGGCGGGGACACUGACGGGUUCGGUGGACACGACCAAGAAGGACAGUUGUUUCUUCUGUCCUUCCGGGGAAUCCCACAGCAAUUUCAGGCGUCCUGCCAGUAAUAGGUCGGCAAGAUGGGCCGCCAAAAAGCGCGCACUGGUUGAAGCGGAACGAGGUUCCACCGUGCCUCCUUGAGCUUCUUGUUGCCACAAGAGGGCAAAGGAUUCGCCAAUGGACAAGUGAGAUCGAUGCCACGUUCGAAUAUCUUCUCGCGGUUUCACUUCCAGUAAAUGGCCCAAACACAACAUGGACGCCAAAAUGUUGCGGGCUGAUUCGGCUUCGUCUGUCAUUUUAUUAGAUAGAUCGUUCCUUUCUUACUUUCUUACUUUCUUACUUGCUUGCUUGGAGUUGGGUGAGUGAUUUCGUUCUUUCUUUGUGGAUGAAGAUGAAGUCCUGAUGAGGUCUUUACAAGAGACCGACCUAAUGUACCAUACCUUUAGAUGAUGAAAGACCAGCUUUGAUCUUUGAAACAUCCCAACGAUUUUGGAUGUGGGAGAGGGAAAAGAUCGCGAUCUUUUGAAAAGCCUGAACCCUACCGUAGGUACUUCGGCAAACCUGCGCUCCUCGACACGUUGGACGCAUGGUGCUGGCAACGAGGGCUGACUCAAAACUGCUGUUGCUCCAAUCCAUCUCUACUAUACAAAGGACACCCAGGAGUUAAUAGUAUAUACCGGGCGAGAUGAAUUAAAAGAUGGGCCGCAGUUCGAUGAGGGUACUCGGUUACCAGUACUGAGAGGUAAUAUUGUUGAAGUUUGGUCUGAAGG
Seminavis robusta is the source of this 6157-nucleotide messenger RNA. NCBI's taxonomy places the organism in Eukaryota, Bacillariophyta, Bacillariophyceae, Naviculales, Naviculaceae. The record is from the annotation of a GenBank genome assembly.